GUUGCACAUUGUGGAUCAGACUUUUGUUGCACAUUGUGGAUCAGACUUUUGUUGCACAUUGUGGAUCAGACUUUUGUUGCACAUUGUUUCAUGUAAGAGCCAACUGUGAAUACAGAUUUUUAUCUUUAUAACCAUAUCGGUUACUCCUGCGACAUCCAAUUUUAUCGCCAUUAAGUUGACUUGGGAUAUUGUGACGACUUGGGAUAUUUUGACGACUUGGGGUAUUGUGACGACUUGGGACAUUCUGUAAGUUUGGGAUAUUGUGACGACUUGUGAUAUUCUGUAAGUUUGUGAUAUUGUGACGACUUGGGAUAUUCUGUAAGUUUGUGAUAUUAUGACGACUUGGGUUAUUCUGUAAGUUUGUGAUAUUGUGACGACUUGGGAUAUUGUGACGACUUGGGAUAUUGUGACGACUUGGGAUAUUCUGUAAGUUUGUGAUAUUGUGACGACUUGGGAUAUUCUGUAAGUUUGUGAUAUUGUGACGACUUGGGAUAUUCUGUAAGUUUGUGAUACUCGGUGGACUUUUUAUCACUUGACUUUGUUAGUACCCAACUGAUUUAAAUUUAAUGGAUUUGACGACCCCAUUGCCAUUUGAACAUUAUUCCUGCAAUCAUUGCUUGCGCUGGCUAGCACACAUUUUUUGUGUGGUCCUUAUCAAUGGUGACAACAUUUGAAUUACUUCGUUGUGUCAAUAUUCACACUACUCACGCUAUCACGUAACAUUGACUAGUUGUGUUUGUACUUCUGUAAGGUUAUGUGUCUACCUUCUUGAGGCAGCUGGCAGUGUGUUUCGUUGAUUAAGGAACUACCAGUGUGUGUGCGUGUGUGUGUGUGUGUGUGCGCGCGUGUGUCAAUGACAUGCGUUCUUGUACAAAGAAACAACACCUUCUGCUGGCUGCCACUGUCGUCGUGAUGUGCUGUCUCUGGAGUUUGUGGAGAGUUUCAAGGUAGGUGGUUCUUAGCCAUCAGAAUUAUUCAUGCUCUUUUUAUAACUGUUGAUAUUUCACAUCGUUCUGAUGGUGCGCCCCCCCCCCCCCCCACCCGGAGUACUUAAAGAAAAUGUUACUGAAACCUUUGAAAGUGUCCCAGAAAAAGUUGGUAAUUAUAAACUUAAAAAUUCAGAACUGUUGAUAUUUCACAUCGUUCUGAUGGUGCGCCCCCCCCCCACACCCGGAGGUGUUCAAUGAUAAUGAGCAAGCUCAUGGUCUAGGAGAAUUUUGAAAAGGGGCUAACACAGGUAGAUGGAAGAUACAACUACUGGCGAAAAUGAAGACAGUCAGUGCUCUUUAUAUCAAUGUAAUAUUAUACGUGGAAUAAAAUAUAAAUAAAAAGAUACAUGAAGUCUACAGAAAAAUAAAUGAAUAAAGUUCUAACACUUACAAUAUCUAAUUCUCACAGUAAUAUAACAAGUACUAACACAAGAAUAGGUUCUUAGAAUAUACACGAAAUUUAAUAUUUAGAUGAUUUUAAUUACUAUUGCUCCUAACGAUUGGACGGCCCUAUCUGGUAGUUAGCAAAUGCCACGGAAAGUAUUCACGCAUCUUGUCUGCAGGGGAACACAACCAGGACUUUUACAGAAUCAUUUCACACAUCUUGUUUCCAAGACUCUCUCUAUAACUGUAAGGGAAUGCAGCCAGUAUUUACACACGUUCAUUUCGCGUGGCUAAAAGUAGGCCGGGUUUGAAAUUUACACCAAAAAAAAAAAUAAAUGUUUUAUUAGCAAUGAGAACGCACACGGAAAGGUCGAACGCUCCGAAUGACUCAAUGAUUGGAGAAUGAGGGUGCAACAAUAUUAUCUCUGUCAUUCUUGGAUUUGAUAGGCGAAUUAAAGUUUUGAGCGUAAACACAACAUCUCAGUAACCGUGGAUUUUUCAGACCUAUUUUAUUCACAUGUCUCAAAGUGUUAUGGCUGGUAAACACAGUAGAAGAGAUAACAGUUGCAAAGACAACAUGAAACUUAGUACUUAUUUUCAAUUCAAAGAAUAAUUCUUUUGACGAAACAACCAAUGGGGUGUUCAAUUCUAUAGCUAUCCUACUGUAAUAACACUGACCAAAUUUCACUAUAACUGGUAUCAGUUUCAAGUUUAAAUGAUUUAUUAAAAUCUGGUGCAGCUAAAACUGAAGAAUUGGAUAAAAAUGAUUUUAUUUUGUCAAAGGAUUGUUGACAAUCUUUUCUCCUAGCAACAGUGGGCAUCUUUCUCAAGUAGGCGGGUUAUUGGUUCUGUCACUACAGAGUCACAAUUAGUAGGUGGUUAGGGGUUCUGUCACUACACAGACACAAUUAGUAGGUGGUUAGGGGUUCUGUCACUACAGAGUCACAAUUAGUAGGUGGUUAGGGGUUCUGUCACUACACAGACACAAUUAGUAGGUGGUUAGGGGUUCUGUCACUACAGAGUCACAAUUAGUAGGUGGUUAGGGGUUCUGUCACUACAGAGACACAAUCAGUAAAAGGGGGGGGGAUGACAUGUUUAUCAUGGGAUCCACUGAGGUACUGACAGGGGCAACCUGGCAAACAUUGCUGUAAUUUAUUUUUACAUACAGAUACGAUCUUUUAAGUUUAGUUAACUUAGUGAAAGGACACACAUGUGUCCCAUGUUAAGAAACUUAGUGAACGGACACACAUGUGUCUCAUGUUGAGCAACUUAGUGAACGGACAUACAUGUGUCUCAUGUUAAGCAAUUUAUUGAACGGACACACAUGUGUCUCAUGUUAAGCAACUUAGUGAACGGACACACAUGUGUCUCAUGUUGAGCAACUUAGUGGACGGACACACAUGUGUCUCAUGUUAAGGAACUUAGUGAACGGACACACUUGCGUCUCAUGUUAAGGAACUUAGUGAACGGACACACUUGUGUCUCAUGUUAACAAAAUUAGUGAACGGACACACAUGUGUCUCAUAUUGAGAAACUUAGUGAACGGACACACAUGUGUCUUAUGUUGAGAAACGUAGUGAACGGACACACACGUGUCUCAUGUUAAACUAACAACUUAGUUAACUGGCACACGUUUGUCUCAUGUUUAACAUUUAAGUUAACGGACACACGUGUGUCUCACAUUAAACAACUUAGUGAACUGACACACAUGUGUCUCAAAAUUGUGUCAGUAUAAAACAACAUCAUCUAUCAAUUUAGGAAAAGUACUGGGGACUUUCGUUAAGUCUUCAGGGAUUACCGUGGUAUGCUGACAAUGUGAGGUAAAGACAAAAAAUAGCACCACUUAAAACUAUCGCUACAUCAACUUCAGCUGUCGUGCAAACACUACAUGAACUUCAGGUGUCAUGCAAACACUACAUCAACUUCAGGUGUCGUGCAAACACUACAUCGACGUCAGCUGUCGUGCAAACACUACAUCAACUUCAGCUGUCGUGCAAACACAACAUCAUAUUCCACUGUCGUGCAAACACUACAUCGACGUCAGCUGUCAUACAAACAUUACAUCAACUUCAGCUGUCGUGCAAACACUACAUCAACCUAAGCUGUCUUUCGUCUCUAUAGUACACCAUUCCGUUUUUCUCUAUAGUACAUUAUUCUACUCUUAACUAUAGUAAACCAUUCUAGAGUUUUCCAUAGAACCCCAUUCUUGUCUUGUAUAGUACCCAUUCUUGUCUUCUAUAGUACCCCAUUCUAUUCUUCUAUAGUAUCACAUUAUUGUCUUCUAAAGUACCCAAUUCUUGCCUUCUAAAGUACCCCAUCUUGUCUUCUAAAGUACACAUUUCUUUUCUUCUCUAUCGUACUGUAUUCUAAUGUUAGUUAGCGUUAGGGUUUUGAAAAUUGAAUCUGUUUUAAGAUUUGGCUCGUAGAAUAAACCAUAGCCAACAAAGGACUGAGGAAAACAAUAUUCAAAGAACACGGCACCAAAGCCCGUGAUACUAACACGAUACAAUUAACUAUACUAUUACAUUUCUAUAAAAAUAAAAAUUCAGAUAACCGAAAAAAAUAUAUAUCAACCAACAGCACAGCAAGUGAAAAGGUACAGUCCUCGGAAGGUAUAAAUAUCAAUAUACACAGAUUUAAUAAGAGUACAGUAUUGCAAUCAUAUAAAGUCUCGUACAUGUUAGGAAAUAUAGAACAAAGACUCUCUCCCUUGGGUAGGUAAGCUGUCGCCUUAUAUAUGGCUUAAACAAGAACAAUCUGGAAAAGAAAUCCUAGAAAUUCCAUCACCUGAUAGUAUACUUUAUAGAACAAAUACGCAGGAUUCGAGCGUAAGCAACCUUUUCCGAAUCAAGGGAGGGGUGGGAAAGGAUUGCCACAGAAAAUUUACUCCAUUACGUCAUUAUCAAAUGAAAACAAAGGGAAGAUAAGUGAUGGUGCCUAAAAAUAGGCCUAACCAUAUGUCACAACACUUCUCUUCUCUAUAGUACACUUUUCUUGUCUAAUCUAUAGUAUACCGUUCUAGUCUUCUAUAAUGUAAACCAAACUUUUCUUCACUAUAUUCCGUUCUUCUCUAAGUACACAAUUCUAUUCUUCGCUAUAGUAAACCUUUCAUGUUUUCUCUAUAGAAUAAAACAUUCUUUUCUUGUCUUUAGUACACCACCGUUUUCUUCUCUAUAGAUCAUCAUCUAGUCUUUAUAGUACACAUUUGUAGUCUUCAAUAUAGUACACCAACUUUUCUUUAUAUGUUUCAACCAAUUUUGUCUUUUACAAUAUAUCCUCGCGUGGUCUUUGUAGUACACCGUUCUAGUUUUUAAAAUAGUACAUCACUCUUGUCUUCUAUAUAGAGCUCCAUUUUAGUUUCCUCUAUAGUACACUUUUCUAUUCUUCCUAAUAGUACACCAUUUUUAUCUUCUCUAUAGGACAUACUUCGUUUUGUCUCUGUAGUUGACUAUUUUAUUCUUUAACAGUACACCAUUAUAGUCUCUCAAUAGUACACAAUUUUAGUCUCGUCUAUGGUAACCCGUUCUUAUUUUCUCUAUAGCAGACCAUUCUUGUCAUUGCUAUGGUACACCAUUCUAGUCUUUCCUACAGUACACCAUUCAUGUCUUCUCUAUAGUACACCAGAUUAUUUUUCUCUAUUGAACACGAUUCUAGUUUCCCUAAAGUUCACCAUUCUAGUGUUCUCUAUUGUAAACCUCUGUCUUCUACUCUUCAGCACACCAUUCUAGUCUUCUCUAUUGUACACCUCUCUCUUCUUCUAUUCAGUACACCAUUCUAGUCUUCUUUGUAGCACUCCAUUCUAGUAUUCUCUAUAGUACACCAUUCUAGUCUUCUCUGUAGUACACCAUUCUAGUCUUCUUUAUAGUACAUCUCUCUGGUUUCCUCUAUAGUUCACCAUUCUAGUCUUCUCAUAGUAUAGCAUUCUUUUCCUGUGGUCUCCGUUUGACCUGCUUUUAUCGGUGGUAGCAAUACGUCAUAGUGGAUGUUAAUAACAAACAUACCCUCACACACCCUACACCCCACACAUUGACCUACACACACACACUCACACCCACACAAUUGCUAUAACCAACUGCUAUGUCUCCAUUCUCAGCAAUCCAUCAUGGCGUGUCACCCGGAUGUAUCUUGACCAGCUGGAGCUUCGGGGCACAUCUCGGGGCACUUCUCGGGACACAUCUCACGUGAAAAUGACAGCAGAACAAUUUCUUAAAAAGCAUAAUAUAAAUAUUAUUGAGUUAAAAAAUGUAAGGAACUAAGAUACCAUAAAUUCAUUCUGUUCAGUAGCUUAGCUGUGCUUAAUGCUUAUAUCCAUUCCGUGCAGUAGCUUAGCUGUGCUUAAUGCUUAUAUCCAUUCCGUGCAGUAGCUUAGCUGUGCUUAAUGCUUAUAUCCAUUCCGUGCAGUAGCUUAGCUGUGCUUAAUGCUUAUAUCCAUUCCGUGCAGUAGCUUAGCUGUGAUUAAUGCUUAUAUCCAUUUUGUGCAGUAGAGUAGCCGUGAUUAAUGCUUAUAUCUAUUCUGUGCAGUAGCUUAGCUGUGAUUAAUGCUUAUAUCAAAUUUUUUGCAGUUGUUUAGCCGUGAUAAAUGCUUAUAUCAAUCAUUUGUUUUGCUUGAGGAUAGCUGUGAAUAGUACCAAUAUCCAUUCUGUACAGUAGAGUGGCAGUUGUUAGUGCCAAUUUUAAACGAAAUAUAUAUGCACCUGGCCGACAAUGCUGCAUGUUAGAAAAAAACGCAACCCCCCUCCCCCCCCCAACCCAAUGAUGUCAUAAGAUUUGUUUUAGGUUGCUCUGUCCAAUUGUUAGUUUACUUACUUAUACUUAAGCCUUUUACACCGCCUGUGGCAUAGGCCAUCCACAAGAAUUUUCCAUUCAUCUCAGUCCUGUGCUUUCCUUUGCAAUUGAUUCUAGGCGUAUCCCAUACUUUGUGUGGCUGGCUCUAGCUCGCGUCUCCCUGAAUUCUUAGGCCUUCCUCUCUUUCUUUUUCCAUGUGGAUUCGAUGUUAGGGAUUGUCUGGGGAUGUUAUCUGGGUGUGUGCGUAGGUUGUCCCCUAUCCGAUUCCAUCUUUCCCUUAUGAUAUAUUCAUAAAUAGUUUCCUGGUAUGACCUUUCCAGUGAUUCUUUGUUGGUGAUGGUAUUUGGCAAUUUAAUGUUCAGUAUCUUUCUAAGGCAAGUGUUUAUGAAGGUCUGUACUUUCUGCAUGAUGCUCUCUGUUCUCCAAGUUUCGGACCCAUAGAGUAGGACUGUUUUGAAAUUUGUGUUGAAAAUUCAGAGACAGCUCCUUUGAUUCCAAAUGUUUUCUUUAAUAGCACACAUGCUGACCUAGCCUUUCCAAUGCGUUAGUUUUUAUGUGGUCAAAUCUGACAUAUUCAUUUGACCAACAUCCUGAUCUCCAAUGAAACAAAGAACAUUGAGUUCAAGGACACCCGAUGCUUUUUUUUAGUUAUAUGAUUGUAAAAACUCUGACAUUUUUGGGCACAUUUAUUUUGUAAUUAGUACAUUUUGGGAAAAAAGCAUGUUUAUUAUCAUUAUUUUUUUUUUUUGUAUAUUGUUUUAUUCUUUGUACUGUCCUGUCAGAGCAUUGCACUAACUGCAUGACAAUAACAUUAAAUAAAAGUAGUUAGCAAGAAGAAGAAUUUGUGUUAUGCUAUUUAUUUUAAUUUUAUUAUUAUUAUUAUUAUUAUUAUUUUUAUUAUUAUUAUUAUUAUCUAAUAUUGCCAUUACGUACCUGCUCAUGUUUAAAUCUACAUAUAAUGUCAUACACUUUCUUAUCUGGUCUAUCGUAUAUAUCAUACACUUGUUUCGUCUGGUCUAUAGCAUGUAUUAUGUUUGUACGUUGUCGUCCAUUCUCCAACAACGUUAAUUGAUUUCUCCAUCGUUGUACAGAAAGUAGGCGAUGAUGAAUCGUGUAGAGAAGUAGCAGAUAAUCCUAGGGCAUUCUGGAGAUCCCAGCCUGGACAGAACACAACCUUUACAGAGGAGACCGACUUGGAGAGGAUGGUGUUGGCUUUUCGGUAUGAGUGAGUCGUGACUUGUUGAUGGUUGGCUCCAAACCUGUAACUAAAUUUGUGAAAAUAAAACACUCAAAAGAAAUGAUUUAUACUAUGUAGUUAAAAAUUAAUAUUUACUUAAUGUUAAAACAAUUAAAACAAUGUUUACAGUUUUUUCCCAUCAAAGCAAGACUAAGAAAGAUGCCAAAACUAUUUUUAUUUUAAAACAUGUUAAUGAAGUUGGUCAUUUAGGCUGUGGAGCCUAGACAAGGAAAUGAGUAAAACAAAGUUUGUGAAACCAUGAAAAAGGAACGCAACAAAACAACGAACUUGUCGGCAGGAAGCCUUCGUCAGCGAACAAAGAACGGAAAAAAAACAGAAUUUAAUUUAAAAAUAGCACCUAGCUGAAAAGUAGUAUCCGAGAGAGUCGCAAGAGAAUUGGGUGGCAACUAGACAAGGUUGAUUGACCACUGCGAUGUGUACCCAGUCUCCCCACUCAGUAGAUAGUAAACCCAUUAGAUGUACAAAUCUAUUGAUGUACACAUCUAUUGAUGCCAAAAAUAUGAAAAUAAUUUAUGAUAUUUUCAUGUUAAUCUCUUCUGUCUCAGAUGUGGGUUGCUGGAUGCUGAGUAUUUGUACACACCUCCCGUCCCUGACCUUUAUCAUUUCGAAGAAUUUUACUUAUCAGAGACUCCUCUAUUGGACAUUUUAAAUGCCACAAGCGAGACACAAUCUAAGGUGAAACUGUUGAAUGUAAGGUUAGUAGCUUGAGUGUUGUUGAAUGUAAGGUUAGUUACUUGAGUGUUGUUGAAUGUAAGGCUAGUUACUUGAGUGUUGUUGAAUGUAAGGUUAGUUACUUGAGUGUUGUUGGAUGUAAAGUUAGUUACUUGAGUGUUGUUGAAUGUAAGGCUAGUUACUUGAGUGUUGUUGAAUGUAAGGCUAGUUACUUGCGUGUUGUUGAAUGCAAGGUUAGUUACUUGAGUGUUGUUGAAUGUAAGGCUAGUUACUUGAGUGUUGUUGAAUGCAAGGUAAGUUACUUGAGUGUUGUUGAAUGUAAGGCUAGUCACUUGAGUGUUGUUGAAUGUAAGGUUAGUUACUUGAGUUUUGUUGAAUGCAAGGUUAGUUACUUGAGUGUUGUUGGAUGUAAGGCUAGUUACUUGAGUGUUGUUGAAUGUAAGGCUAGUUACUUGAGUGUUGUUGGAUGUAAGGCUAGUUACUUGAGUGUUGUUGGAUGUAAGGUAAGUUACUUGAGUGUUGUUGAAUGUAAGGCUAGUUACUUGAGUGUUGUUGGAUGUAAGGCUAGUUACUUGAGUGUUGUUGAAUGCAAGGUAAGUUACUUGAGUGUUGUUGAAUGUAAGGCUAGUUACUUGAGUGUUGUUGGAUGUAAUGCUAGUUACUUGAGUGUUGUUGAAUGUAAGGCUAGUUACUUGAGUGUUGUUGGAUGUAAGGCUAAAUACUUGAGUGUUGUUGGAUAUAAGGCUAGUUACGUGAGUGUGUUGGAUGUAAAGUUAGUUACUUGAGUGUUGUUGGAUGUAAGGUUAGUUACUUGAGUGUUGUUGGAUGUAAGGCUAGUUACUUGAGUGUUGUUGAAUGCAAGGUAAGUUACUUGAGUGUUGUUGAAUGUAAGGCUAGUUACUUGAGUGUUGUUGGAUGUAAGGCUAGUUACUUGAGUGUUGUUGAAUGCAAGGUAAGUUACUUGAGUGUUGUUGAAUGUAAGGCUAGUUACUUGAGUGUUGUUGGAUGUAAUGCUAGUUACUUGAGUGUUGUUGAAUGUAAGGCUAGUUACUUGAGUGUUGUUGGAUGUAAGGCUAAAUACUUGAGUGUUGUUGGAUAUAAGGCUAGUUACGUGAGUGUGUUGGAUGUAAGGUUAGUUACUUGAGUUUUGUUGGAUGUAAGGUUAGUUACUUGAGUGUUGUUGGAUGUAAGGUUAGUUACUUGAGUGUUGUUGGAUGUAAGGUUAGUUACUUGAGUUUUGUUGGAUGUAAGGUUAGUUACUUGAGUGUUGUUGGAUGUAAGGUUAGUUACUUGAGUGUUGUUGCUGUGUGAAAUAUAUUCGGCUGGUAAGUUGAGACACUUUCUGCUGUGGCUUGAAAUGGAAGAUUAGUCUGUGUGAAAGAAGAUUAGUCUGUGUGAAAGAAGAUUAGUCUGUGUGAAAGAAGAUUAGUCUGUGUGAAAUGUGUUCAGCUCGUAGUUUCGACAAUGUCAGUGGUUCACAACCUUUUUUCCAGACAUCCUCCCCUUUGCGCCAUAAAUUCAUCCGUAGACCGUCAGUGUGAAGACAAGAAAAGUAAUAUAGGACAUUUCGUGUUUGCACAACGUUGUCAACAAAAAAAUGACACAUUUAAAAGCAAAAUACUUAUCCUUGAUUAAACGAUCAAAUGAAAUUACAAAAAUGCUUUUCACCUGAUAUAUAUAUUGCUUCUGGUGUCCCAGUGGUGUGUCCUGCUUUCUUUUCUUCACCGGCCUCUACCCUACUGAUCGUGUUUGAUAUUAAUAAUGAUGAGUAAAAAAAAAAAAACUGCCCUAGUUUUAAUUAAUAAAUUGAUCAGCUUGACACAUCAAUACCAUUUUUAAAAAAUAAUAAUCAAAGUUGGAAUAUUAUUAAGCAAAAGUAUAGAUAUUACACUAAUAGUAACUUCUACACUAAAAACAUAUUUUUCUUGCCUUCGCUGGACUAACUAGAGUGAAAUUAUUUUUUCCAUUUAUGGUUUAGGCAAUGUUUUGUUGAUGCUGUUUUCCUUUUUGUAUGGGUAAAAUGUUCCAGUAUUGUCCAUCUGAUAUGGAUAAAAUGUUCCAGUAUUGUCAAUCUGAUAUGGAUAAAAUGUUCUAGUAUUGUCCAUCUGAUAUGGAUAAAAUGUUCCAGUAUUGUCCAUCUGAUAUGGAUAAAAUGUUCCAGUAUUGUCCAUCUGAUAUGGAUAAAAUGUUCCAGUAUUGUCCAUCUGAAAUGGAUAAAAUGUUCCAGUAUAGUCCAUCUGAUAUGGAUAAAAUGUUCCAGUAUUGUCCAUCUGAUAUGGAUACAAUUUUCCAGUAUUGUCCAUCUGAUAUGGAUAAAAUUUUCCAGUAUUGUCCAUCUGAUAUGGAUAAAAUGUUCUAGUAUUGUCCAUCUGAUAUGGAUAAAAUGUUCCAGUAAAGUCCAUCUCCACCACGGGGGUGCCUCCCCUGAACCCCCUACCAUUUUCCCCACCCUAAACCUUGUCUAAUCUUACCCUUCUAAAGUUACGAGCGGACGGUUCCCGGAGUUCUCGCUACUGCCGCCACAAGUCAACUGGUAACUUAACGCCACAAUGAAAAAAAUAUUAAAUGUUUAUUAUAGACCAGGGGUCGGGAACCUUUUUGUCUAAGAGAGCCAUGGACACCACACAUUUUGCAAAAGUAAUUCUGUGAGAGCCAUACAUUAUGUUUAAAACUAAAAAUUCAAGUACAUGUGUGCAUUUUGUGUAAUUUCAACACUAAAAAUGCAAUAAUUAUGUCUCUGAAUUCUUUUUAAUAACAUUGUCAUGCUGUUGCCCAUCAUAAUGAGUAUUUCUUACCAUUAAUGCGACUUUUUUUUUUUAUAAUCGAACAUUUGUCUGCGAGCCAGAUGCAGCCAUCAAUAGAGCUACAUCUGGCUCGCGAGCCAUAGGUUCCCGACCCCUGUUAUAGACUAAGUAUCAGUGAAUGGAAGAAAAAGUCACAGAAAGAAAAUUGAGCGGAAGAAGUGAACAAUAAAUUUAUUCAGUCAGGCGCGUGAACAUGAAUAUAAAUGCAUUGACGGGUACCGCAUGACGUUGACGGAUAAGUCAGUACUGUGAGUCUGUUGUUGUAUUUCAAACAGUUCCCAGUUCCGGCUCGACGACCGAAUCGUGCUCCAGAUCACGGUGUUUGAUGGACAUGGCAGACCCAGGCACAAAGGCGGGGAUCAGAUCAGGGUGUGGUUUACUGACGUCACUCAAAGUGGACACUCUUUGCCAGCCAGCGUCAAGGACAUGGGCGACGGGACGUACUUGGCUGUGGCCUCACUUCUCUUCACGGGGAAGCUAAAGUACGUUGAUAUAUGAAAAUAGUAGCCUCAAUCUCUCUGUUGGGCAAUGUUACUUCUUAAACAGGCUCAAAAUUAAUAUCCCAAUAAGUUUAGAGCCAUAUUUGUAUAGUCCUAUGUUAAGUUUAAUACAAAGGCUUUAAUGUCGUGUAUUAAGUUUAUUAUUAUUGUACCUGGUGACAGAUUGGGACUGUAGGAAACAUUAGAUUUCUUGGUGACAGGUUCUGUGACUCUUGUUCCGCUCACAUACCCUUCCCCCUCCCCUGGGUUCGUUUCCCACAAUGAAGUCACCCAUGGAUAUUAGCUACGACUUUUUGCCCACGAAUACUAAACAAACCCAAAUUCCCUUUCCAGUGAACUCAGUUAAACAAAUAUUUACCACUGUAUCUGAUCCCAUUUACAGACCAACCAGUGCUUGAAACACACAUUUAAUAUAGUUUUAGACAAUUUUUGGCCUGAUCAUUUUGGCAUAUUUUAUUUGAUUUAAAAAAAAGAAAUCAAUAAUUUCUUUGUUUCUCAACAAACUUAAAUCAAUAUUUUCAUUUCAGUCUAAUGUAAGAAAAAUAUUGGUUAGAUUUAAAAACGAACAAAAGCAUCUCCAAGAUAACUAUUUCCAUGUUACUACCAAGGACAUUUCUGGUGAUGUAUUUCAGGGUCAGCGCUGUUCUGGUCUACGCUAGAGAAUACCUCCGAGCUUUGAUAUAUCUACAGCUUGCCAUGAAAACAUUUCGUCCCAUCGCUGCAGUGUUCAACAAUUCUAAGGUAAGACCUGACAUUUCUUUUUUAAAGACAGCUUAAAAGUCAACUCACUGUUCACUAAUUCAAGGUUAAGACCUCACAUCUCUAUAAGUCAACUCAGAUUCAGUCAUCUUAGGCGGAGAGUGGUUUGGGUCCUUCAAACCCUGCAGCCUGCAAGGGCCUCAGAUAUAUAACGGACACAAAAUUAUGAUUUAACCAAAAAAAAAAAAAAAAAAAAAACUAACAAAGCAAAAAACAACAAAUUGCCAGACAGAAGAAAUUGACAGGCAGGAGCUAUUGCAAGACAGAAGAAAUUGACAGACAGGAGCUAUUGCAAGAGAGAAGAAAUUGACAGACAGGAGCUAUUGCAAGACAGAAGAAAUUGACUGACAGGAGCUAUUGCCAGACAGGAGAAAUUGACAGACAGGAGCUAUUGCCAGACAGGAGAAAUUGACAGACAGGAGAUAUUGCCAGACAGGAGAUAUUGCCAGACAGGAGCUAUUGCCAGACAGGAGAAAUUGACAGACAGGAGAUAUUGACAUACAGGAUAAAUUGACAGACAGGAGAUAUUGCCAGACAGGAGAAAUUGCCAGACAGGAGAUAUUGCCAGACAGAAGAUAUUACCAGACAGGAGAUAUUGCCAGACAGGAGAAAUUGACAGACAGGAGAUAUUGCCAGACAGGGGAUAUUGCCAGAAAGGAGAAAUUGAAUGACAGGAGCUAUUGCCAGACAGAAGAAAUUGAAUGAAAGGAGCUAUUGCCAGACAGGAGAAAUUGACAGAUAGGAGAUACUGCCAGACAAAGAGAAAUAGACAGACGAGAGAGAUAUAUUGACAGGAGUCAUUGAAGACAAGAGAUAUGAAGGGUGCACACGGGGAGAGGAGGAUCUUCAUUUGCUGCCUUGUAAAUGGGGAGACAAUCACACUGACAACGCUGUGCAACGAUCAUUCCAAGAUGUGCUGGAGAGGUCACGCUAGAUUUCGCGAUCUAAAUGACACAUAAGUGUGCCAUUAACUACCUCAUCAUCAUCAUCAUCACCAUCUCGAUCCAGCAGAAAUUUCGGCCUGUGGCCAUGGGGAAAAAUAUGCCUAGUCCGUGCAUCUGUUUUAUGUCUAUGUAUAGUAUAGAUAGGGUAAUAGAUAGUCUGGUAAUUUUUAAGGUAAUGUUAAGGCGUUAUUUAUGUAGCACUGGGUAUGGUGAAAUGACUCUUAUUGGUAGGUGUAUGUGGAUAACUUACGUAUGAGUUUUCCCGUGCUCGUGACUAGGGGUUUUAUGUUUGAUCAAAUUCAAUCACAAAGUGACAUAAUUAUGAACGUGUUCACUUAUACCCAUAUAUCAAAGGAAUCUAUAAUAGCAAUUCAUCUAAUUAAAUGAACUUAUUUAUUUACAUGGAUUUACAUAGAAUUUAUAACGGUCCAGGAUGUGAGAUAACCUCUGCAUACAAUUUAUUUCCAGGUUAUAUGGAGUAUGGACAUCCCGUGAUGCCUAACAUUCAUCAUAAUAGUCGAUUGCUUUAUAACAAAUUUUAAUGCGAACACACCGUCAAUACUUAUCAUAUCAAUCUAGAAUGGUCUUGAUGAUUGGGCUUGAUCAAUCAAUAUGUAAGGUGACUUCAAUGUUGGAAGUGGUCUCUCCAGUUCUCUCCAUAUUGGCUCCUCGGGAGCGAAAGUGGGACAUCGCAGCAGUACGCUGUGGAAUAACUCUUCCUUUGUACGUUGUGGAAUAGCUCUCCCCUUGCACGUUGUGGAAUAGCUCUUCCCUUGUACGUUAUGGAAUAGCUCUUCCCUUGUACGUUGUGGAAUAGCUCUUCCCUUGUACGUUGUGGAAUAGCUCUUCCCUUGUACGUUGUGGAAUAACUCUUCCCUUGUACGUUGUGAGGACUUCCCAGCGAUGUAUCUGUAAAGUCCUAUCAGCACGCGGUCCUAUUGAUGCAGGCCAACUGUCUGUUCUUCCCGAUGGGUACUGGGCGGAUUUCUUAGAAUUCUGGCCUCAGGGAAAUCAUCCUCAACCCAGCAUCAAAGGUGCGGGGAUGUCUUGGACUACAGCAAAAUACCAAAAUGGCUAUAUACGAAAUGAUAUAAGAGAAAGAAAGGGGGCAGUUUUUACAAUAGUUUUAAGCUGGCAGAUCCCUUUCCAGCAACAGGAGCUUUAAACAAAAAACAUCCAAUGUAUGGGUAACUGUUUUAGACUUUACCAUAGUCUACGCAAGCAUGUAUAGCCCAGACUGAACAAAAAAAAAGGUUGCCCUGGGAGUGCUGUUGAUGUCUAUGAUAGUUUGAGUGAACAUUAAGUGACGCUAGGAGUAGACUUUAUGGCCGAUUUCUUAAAUGCUCCAUUUCCAGGCCAGUGAAUGUACCCCGUGUUACCACACAGAACUUGUCCCGGGCUUCAACCGAUCUGAACUAUGCAACAUGACGGAGGUGAACGGCUCGCCCUGGUUCUGCGGGAGACCCGUGAAGCAUGACCUCAACUGUCUGGAGGACUUCGUUGGGUCAAGAGUUGUGGGCCCCUCAAGUAACAUGCCUGUCACGUGGGCAGAGAAGGAAUUAUUUCGGCGCUCUUCGGGGUAAGCUCAGCCCAUGACAUGAAGAUCUCUUGGUCACCUUCACUGGUCUUUAUCUCAGUUUUUCAUUGACAGCAUUGUACUUUUUAAAAGCAAGGUGUUUAUUAGAAGACUACACAUUAUUUUUUUAAAUUAGUCUGAGAGACUUAGUUGUAAAUAAGACUCUUUCAUCAAACAUGCUGCACGUGUAGUAAUGGGUUGGGAGAACAUAACUUGAAAAUAAGAUUUUGGGAUGCUAAUAAGACAAGAUAACAUGAUACCAACUCUGCCAACAGUUGAAAACGUUCCCAUGUUCAUUGUUAUACUUCGAACAAUAAUAUACAAACAUAUACACGUCAACAUAAUCCAUAAGGUAAUAAAAGUAUCCCUGUGAUAACAUACUCAUACACAACCACAUAAUCUAUAUUGUAAUACUAACAUUCAUGUGAUAACAUUUAUUCAUAUACAACCACCUAAUCCAUAUUGUAAUACAAGCAUCCAUGUGAUAACAUACUCAUACACAACUACAUAAUCCAUAUUUUAAUACAGUAUGAUUGCUAUGUAUAAGUAUAACGUUUUACACGAUUUCCCCGUGCUUGAAUUUUGCUUGACCCAAAUUAGAUCCCUAGCAGACGUUAGCGUUUGUUGUGGGCGUGGCCUGUUCGUUUGAUGUAUCUUGUUGACUACCGCCUUUCUAAUUAAACCUUGUAAGACUGCCUCCUAAUAUUUUGUAGAAUGUUUGCGAUUGUUCUAGAAAUGUAAACAAAUGCUGAGUAGCUUCUGGAAGGCAGGGCUUACGCGUCCGUAGACCAAACUAUAUAAGGGAUUGACAGAUUGUAGGAGAUUCAGACGGAUAUUACGAUAGGUUUUAUUAACUUCACGAGACGUGUAUUGUUUUUUGUGUUCUUAUAUAUGUGUUUAUUUCGCAUUUAAUCAUUAUUUAUUGGCACAUCAUACUAACUGUGUUAACUGUGUACCGGUACAAUAUCUACCAUACUGUAAGUUCAAGAUUGUCAUUAUAUUUUCUUUUCUUUUGUAAUUAUCUUAAGACUUAAUAAAUCUUAAUUAAUUGUAACUAGCAUUUGUUUUGGGUGUCGUAUCUUUAAUAUUGUUGACUCAAUGGUAUCGUCCUUUGUUAGGCACUGUUUACAACGAGCCAAUUAAAAUUAAAAUAGGAGAUUAAUUUCUCAUAUUAGAAGCCAAUGCGUAACAAUGAUCAUACAUGACAUCAAAUUGUGGUGGACUGACGUGUCCAAGCGGCCCCUGUAAUGCAUCAUACAAGUAUAGAUUUAAUAUACACAUUUUAAGGUAUGAUAGAAGCGACACAGGAGGUCUAAAAUAAUAAUACUGAACAUUUUCAGCUUACCUUACAAGAAGUUUUUCUGCUGGCCCGUUUCAUCCCUGGUCAUGUCAUGCAUACUCCGCAAAUUCUUUAGAGAUGCCAUUUGUGGAACUUUGGUUAAAGGGACUUUCUUUUGGGACACUUUGUCAAAAUGGUUGGAGAGCACUCUUCUAAUACAUACAUUCUCUUUGUUUUGGACCACGUAGUCAAAAUGGUUGGACAGCAUUGUUCUAAUACAUACAUUCUUGUUACAGCGGAGAGAGUCGAAUUCUACGGUCUAUUCCUCCAGGUAUGGAGAUAGAUGUCGCAACAGGUGAGUCAUAUCUUAUAUUACUGGUUUUGUCAACAAAUUUUGGGCUGAUUUUGGAUUAGCGGGAUGGCCGGGGUGUGUGUUUCAUGGUACACAGGUCAUGGAGGGUCAUGGAGGGUCAUGGAGGGUCAUGGAGGGUCAUGGAGGGUCAUGGAGGGUCAUGGAGGGUCAUGGAGGGUCAUGGAGGGUCAUGGAGGGUCAUGGAGGGCCAUGGAGGGCCAUGGAGGGCCAUGGAGGGCCAUGGAGGGUCAUGGAGGGUCCACCGUGACAACUUCCGUAUUCAAAAGAUUUUGAUUUAAUCUUUGUGCUUACUUGAUGAAAGGUUUUGUUUUCUCAUCAUCUAAAAAAGGGGUGGGGGGAAGGGGGUCUGAUACUGAUAUCUUCAUUAAAAAUUGAACCAAACUUUUCCUUUGAAUUUUUUCUUCUUUAUUAUCGGAAAAUCGUAAAACUAAUAAUUCUUUUAUUUAAAGAAGAAUCUCUUAACCGUUGUUCACGUCAGCCUUGGGUGUCUUUUUUAAAAGAAAUGUUAAUAGCCUCAUCAAAAUAUACACCCACAUUAGUAUAUAUUUUCUUUUUUUGAAAGAAUAUCUUAACCUAUCUCUAUUUUCCAAAAAAAAAAUAUUUUCACUUGUGUAAAAUGAUUGGAGUUUGAAUUUCAUGGGUAUACUUAUGUAAAUGUCCCCAAGUUUUGUAAACGCCAUUGAUAUUUUAAAUUGGUAAACAUAUGUUUAUUUAUAAAAAGAGAAUGUAACAUCUCUUUUUCACAACUGUAAUAUCAUUAGAUUUAAAGAUCAUGUCAGCCACGUAAAAAUGUACACACCCUAUUUCCUACCCCCAUUAUGCAUAAACCUAAGAAGGUUAAUUAAUUAUUUUUCAAAUUUCUUUAUUGUGAAACGUAUCUUGUGCUGUGUCGAGAUGAGAGUCUCAUGUAUGGCCAAGUCUUUCACUUCAUUCCGUUCGGCAGUACAUCAUACAGCAACAGUCACCAAUGCAACAACCAUCAACCGGUUUGCAAACAAAAAUUUAUUUAACCACAAUUCCCAAAGUAUGGUUGAUACUUAAUUUCUGAGCAACAAUCAAAUCUUUUUAGCACAACACUUAGCAAUAUUCAAUUCACAACAGUCAAUGUAGCACAUCCGCCAUCUCUCUUCUCUAACAAGAACGAAAAACUAACGCGUCACUUCCCCACUACACAAUUACGUCACAAUACUUUCACACAAACGAUACAGCUUCACAUAAAAUCUUUAACUAAACAUCUUUUCCUUAUCAAACCUUGAAACAAUAAUCUACACAUAACAACAGUGAUUCUCAUACCCUUGACAUGCUGCCUGGGACAAAAUAAUAGUAUCGAAUCCCUCCUUAGAUUAUAAUAAAAAUUAAUAAAAUCAUCCUCGGGAUUGUACUCCCUACGUGUGCAAAAACUCAUUUUUUGCACGUCCCCGAACUUAAUUAAAAUUCUUAAGUUCCAGAUCAACUUUAACACACAUUGUUUGAUGUUUUCUAGAAAAAGAAACAACACAAUAAUUCUACGCCUAAUUCAAUAUAUUGAAAUAUUAUAGUUAUUUCUUUUAACAUUAAAGACUAUACCAAAUAUGAAACCUGUCACAUUAUUGGCUCUUUAGUUAUAGAUAUCAAAAUGAAACAAUUGCAACUUCCUAUGGUUUGUUCUUAUUUGGAUGAAAGAUAAACGCUUCGGUGAAUGCUAUUUGACUAUGUAGUUUUGCUGCACCGAUUGACUUAAACGGCAUUUUCUUAUUAAUAGUGUAUUUAAAUUUUAGGUUUUUAUUACUUAAUAAAUUUUUAAAAAGUGUAUUUUUGGAGUGAAAAAUAAGUAAAAACUUAUCAAAUGUUAAAAAUACAAAGCUAAAAUUUGGUGUUUUUAUUUAAAAUUUGAAAAUAAAUCAAUUAUAUUUAUUAAUUUUACUUUAAGAAGGGAAAAUACAUUAUCAGUUUCGUUACGUGCUGUUAAUUAAUUAAAGAAACUUAAAGAUUUGGCUAAAAUAGUUCAUUCGCGCCAUGAAGUCAUUUGCGUGUUUAUUUCGAUAUUGUUUAAAUUCAUUCAGAUCAAUUCAUUAAAAUGUAAUUUAGCAAUAUUAAUAACGCACUAAAGAGAACAGAUGUGACAAAUGAGAACAGAUGUGAUUAUGAUUCAUACACAUAAUUCUUAGAUCAUAAUUUUUUAGAUUUGUAAGAAUUUCAGACCUGACGUCAUCAGUCUUUUACCCUUUAAGGGAACAAAUCCAGAACUGGGUCAUAUUUAGAUAAGAUCUCCAGCAUUUCAAGAUGAUUUCCUCUAUUCAAUCAAGAUUCAUAUUUGUUGUGGCCAAGAAAUGCAAGAUUCUGCUUUACAAGAAACAAUGUGACAUCCAUCAACUUUUGCAGGAUAUUUAUUCAAUUUUUCGUCACCCCGUCCAUCACAGCAAUGCUUUUGGCAUCAAAUGUUUUGUGUAGCCCAAGUCCUGCUCCCAAUGUUUUCCAUUUUUCAAAGGCAACAUGGGCACUCUUUCGACGCCGCAUGAUGUUUUAAUGCUGGGCUCAGUUUUCACCACUUCGGUUAUCCUUUAAUAAAAUUCGGUUAGAACAGGCAGUGUGUGCUCUAUAAAUAUGAAUUUGUUAAAAAUUUGGUGUCAUACCCUGAUAUUGUGUUACCCGGUGCGGUCCGAACCCUCAACUACGCCCCUGGCCAUUGCCUAGUGUCUUUCUCAUUAACUACGCCACUGACCAUAGCCUAGUGUCUUUCUCAUUAACUACGCCACUGACCAUAGCCUAGUGUCUUUCUCAUUAACUACGCCACUGACAAUAGCCUAGUGUCUUUCUCAUUAACUACGCCACUGAACACAGCCUAGUGUAUUUCUCAUUAACUACCCCACUGGCCAAUGCCUAGUGUCUUUCUCAUUAACUACGCCACUGACCAAAGCCUCGUGUCUUUCUCAUUAACAACGCCACCGAACAUAGCCUAGUGUCUUUCUCAUUAACUUCGCCACUGACCAUAGCCUAGUGUCUUUCUCAUUAACUACGUCACUGACCAUAGCCUAGUGUCUUUCGCAUUAACUACGCCAUUGACCAUAGCCUAGUGUCUUUCUCAUUAACUACGCCACUGACCAUAGCCUAGAGUCUUUCUCAUUAACUACGCCCCUGGCAAUAGCCUAGUGUCUUUCUCAUUAACUACGCCACAGACCAUAGCCUAGUGUCUUUCUCAUUAACUACGCCCCUGGCAAUAGCCUAGUGUCUUUCUCAUUAACUACGCCACUGACCAUAGCAUAGUGUCUUUCUCAUUAACUACGCCACUGACCAUAGCCUAGUGUCUUUCGCAUUAACUACGCCAUUGACCAUAGCCUAGUGUCUUUCUCAUUAACUACGCCACUGACCAUAGCCUAGAGUCUUUCUCAUUAACUACGCCCCUGGCAAUAGCCUAGUGUCUUUCUCAUUAACUACGCCACUGACCAUAGCCUAGUGUCUUUCUCAUUAACUACGCCACUGACCAUAGCCUAAUGUCUUUCUCAUUAACUACGCCACUGACCAUAGCCUAGUGUCUUUCUCAUUAACUACGCCACUGGCCAUAGCCUAGUGUCUUUCUCAUUAAUUUUAUAAUCAAAAGAAAUAUAACCAAGGAAUUACACCAUAGAAAGUAUGUUUUUAUAAGCAAAGUUAGCGUUUUAAAACGUUUUCAGCUUGAAAUAAUUCAAUUGAUGAACCAAUCUGGCAUCACUAUCGCACUUGCUGCCCUUUGUGGCGUUUAGACAACUAUUUGCAAGCAUCUAUUGAUGAGUCUAUAGAAACAUUUUUGUGACGUUUACACAACUAUUUGCAAGCAUCUAUUGAUGAGUCUAUAGAAACAUUUUUGUUACGUUUACACAACUAUUUGCAAGCAUCUAUUGAUGAGUCUAUAGAAACAUUUUUGUGACGUUGACACAACUAUUUGCAAGCAUCUAUUGAUGAGUCUAUAGAAACAUUUUCAUAUCGCAUGUGACGUUGACACAACUAUUUGCAGGCAUCUAUUGAUGAGUCUAUAGAAAUAUUUUUGUGACGUUUACACAACUAUUUGCAAGCAUCUAUUGAUGAGUCUAUAGAAACAUUUUUGUGACGUUGACACAACUAUUUGCAAGCAUCUAUUGAUGAGUCUAUAGAAACAUUUUUGUGACGUUGACACAACUAUUUGCAAGCAUCUAUUGAUGAGUCUAUAGAAACAUUUUUGUGACGUUGACACAACUAUUUGCAAGCAUCUAUUGAUGAGUCUAUAGAAACAUUUUUGUGACGUUGACACAACUAUUUGCAGGCAUCUAUUGAUGAGUCUAUAGAAACAUUUUUGUGACGUUGACACAACUAUUUGCAAGCAUCUAUUUAUAGAAACAUUUUUCAUAACGCUGGAUUUUCAAAAUUAAUAUUAAAUUAAAAAUAAAAAUUAUAUAUACUAAAAAAAGUAAUGAGCUAUAUUUUUUUUCUAAUUCAAGGGAAAGAACUGAACCUUUUAAUAACAUGAACACAUUUCAGAAAAAUUUCAUAGGUUUUCUCUCCCCUUCACAUAACUAUUUACGCAUAACCAACUUGGGACUUUGUAAAUUUUUUUAACCACAAGGAUUGGGAUGACAUUCUUAGAAAAUGACCAAGAGAAUGAAUGGAGUAGAAGCAAUUGUGACUGCUAUACAAAUUAAUCUUUGAGCAUGGCAUUUAGUCUUAUAUAAUCAGGCCCGUAUCUUUGUUAUAAUGUUUUACUUAAAUUACGAUCUUGAUACACAAUAACAUGCAACCUUUCACAAGAUAUUUGUGUGCUCCUUUGUCUCUGUAUCCAGAUGUUACUGGCAAGCCCUUCUCACGGCCAUCAGCGUCGUGUCACAAAGUGCCAUUGGCGGAGACAUGGAAAUGGUUGGAGCCAACGGGAUUCUUUUACAAGAACGUGUGGCACCCCAGUUACUGCACCAUGCACACGGUCGACACGGAUAGCUGUUUGAGAAACAUAGAGGCAUGUCAUAGCUGUGGUUGUGUAACUGAGUUUGUCAUAGCUGUGGUUGUGUGGCUGAGUUCGUCACAGCCGUGGUUGUGUAGCUGAGUUCGUCAUAGCCAUGGUUGUGUAGCUUAGAAUGUCAUAGCUGUGGUUGUGUGGCUAAGUAUUUCAUUGUGUGAAUCCUCAAUGAAACUUCAGAAAAUUUCCAAAAUUUGACAUUUGUAUAUUAAUGUGCUAUAACAAUACUACGCUAUGGACAAGCUGUGGCUAGCAAAAGCUGUGCAAGUGGCAAAGCCAUUAUGUUGGUGCCUUCUUUCAAAGAAAUUGAUAUAUUUCUAUUUGAAAUUGAUAUUGAAAUCACUAUAAACAAGUGAAUUUAAAACCCCCAUUUCACUAUAUGAAAAGUACCACAGUGAAUAAUGAGAAGUAUAACAAUGAAGAAUGUGAAGUAUUACAAUGAAGAAUGUGAAGUAUUACAAUGAAGAAUGUGAAGUAUUACAAUGAAGAAUGUGAAGUAUUACAAUGAAGAAUGUGAAGUAUUACAAUGAAGAAUGUGAAAUAUUACAAUGAAGAAUGUGAAGUAUUACAAUGAAGAAUGUGAAGUAUUACAAUGAAGAAUGUGAAGUAUUACAAUGAAGAAUAUGAAGUAUUACAAUGAAGAAUGUGAAGCAUUACAAUGAAGAAUGUGAAGUAUUACAAUGAAGAAUGUGAAGUAUUACAAAGAAGAAUGUGAAGUAUUACAAUGAAGAAUGUGAAGUAUUACAAUGAAGAAUGUGAAGUAUUACAAUGAAGAAUGUGAAGUAUUACAAUGAAGAAUGUGAAGUAUUACAAUGAAGAAUGUGAAGUAUUACAAUGAAGAAUGUGAAGUAUUAAAAAGAAUAAUGAAACGUAAUACAAUGAAGAAUCAAUGAUCAAAAAUGGUCUCAUUUACCAUCCGUUGAGACUUAUUAUAACAUUAGCUCGUUUGUAUAUGUUGCACGCAAGUUUCGAUUCUAAACUUUCUUUCAUACAUUAAUUUCAUAGCAAUCCCCCCCCCACCCCACCCCAAUCCUUAACUAUUGCCUUUCAUCUACAUGUGCCAUUGCAGGUUAUCAUUUAUGGUGACUCUAACGGCCGAGCGCACUACCAUAAUUUACUUAAGUUGUCCAAGUGUGACGUCAUCAAGAAGGAGCUGACCCGGAAAUGGCACAAGCCGCUCCUGUGUAUUAAUAAGAAAACCCAGUUCACCGUCAGAUGGGAGCCACACACAAACCCGUUUAUGAAUGGCGUAAGUAGCUCAGGAAAAACAACACUAGCCCAUUGGUGAAUGGCGUAAGUACGUUACUAAAACAACACUAGCCCAUUGGUGAAUGGCGUAAGUACCUUAGAAAAACAACACUAGCCCAUUGGUGAAUGGCGUAAGUACCUUAGAAAAACAACACUAGCCCAUUGGUGAAUGGCGUAAGUAUCUUAGAAAAACCACACUAGCCCAUUGAUGAAUGGCGUAAGCGCCUUAGAAAAACAACACUACCCCAUUGGAGAAUGGCGUAAGUACCUUAGAAAAACCACACUAGCCCAUUGAUGAAUGGCGUACGUGCCUUAGAAAAACAACACUAGCCCAUUGGUAAAUGGCGUAAGUACGUUACUAAAACAACACUAGCCCAUUGGUGAAUGGCGUAAGUACCUUAGAAAAACCACACUAGCCCAUUGGUGAAUGGCGUAAGUACCUUAGAAAAACCACACUAGCCCAUUGGUGAAUGGCAUGCCUUAGUAUUUCCAUCUGGGCCAUACAGGUCAUGUGGUAGGCAUUGAAUUUAAGAUUUGACAAAAUGCGUUCUUGUCGUUAUGGUCCAUUAUCAUUAUGGUCCAAUAGUCAGUCAAGCCAUUGUUUUCUUAGAUUCGGUAAAUGGUCACAUCUCAGCAAACUCUGAGCUGAUAGAGUGUGAAUGUAGAACUUAGAAUAAUUUUUAAGAAAUAGUUCGAUGAUUUAUUUCUAUGUUCUAAUUCUAACCUGUCUGUCUCAUUCUGCAUGUUUUAAUUCUUACCUGUCUAUCUAAUUCAGCAUGUUCUAAUUCUAUCUUGAAUCUCCAAAUCAGCAUGUUAUAAUUCUAACCUGUCUAUCUCAAUCAGCAUGUUCUUAUUCUAUCCUGUAUGUCUCAUUCAGUAUUUAGUAAGAUGGAAAUUAUAGAAAUUACAGGCAGUUUAUAUAAAUAGAUAUUAAAGUUAAUUUAUGGUGAUAAAUGACGUGAGUUGAUUCGGUGUUAGGAUGACGUAUUACAAUGCGUGAAAGAACGUGAUGGAUUAACAAAUCUAGUAGAAACAAGGUGUUCUAAUUCUGACGGUCUGUCUCACUCAGCACGAUCUAACUCUUAUCUGGUGCCAUUGCUGCCAGAUGUCGUUCAUAGGGGAGACAGGACGCUGACUCUCUUACAGAUGUAUUGAAGAACUCCGUAAUAUUACGCAAGACAAGCAGUGUCCCGUCUGUAAACACUUCAGUAGAAGCGACCACUAGGAGUCUGCGAAUUUUACAGUAAGUGCGAUCGUGGCCUGUACAAACACAUCAAGUCGGGUGAAUUUGGAAAACAAGCCGAUCCAGACUUAUGGAACCUUGACCGCACAUGACAUGAAUGUCAUCUUCUCAUUCACCUGUUGAGCCUCGCCCCCACCCCUUCCUCGUCACCACCAAUCGCAGUGGUCUUUCCUCUCUCCUGCCACCUUUUUGCCCGUAUUUUAAUCUCUCACCUACUUAUGUUCUGUCACAUUCUUCAAACUGCACUCUCGGAUACUAAUUUCAGCUAAUUGUUAUUGUUGUUUAAUUCUGAUUUUACUGUUGUUUGUUCGCUGAUGAAGGCUUCUCGCCGACUUGUUUGUUCUUUUUUUCCCAUACUGUGUUCAGCUUAUUUUCCUUUUAGCUAACCUGAUUGCAGUCUCUCUCUCUCUCUCUCUCUCUCUCUCUCUCUCUCUCUCUCUCUCUCUCUCUCUCUCUCUCUUCCCCACUCGUUUUCUGUUUUUUUGUUUUUUUNGUCUCACUCAGCAUGUUUCAGUUCUGACUUGUCUGUCUCACUCAGCAUGUUUCAGUUCUGACUUGUCUGUCUCACUCAGCAUGUUUCAGUUCUGACUUGUCUGUCUCACUCAGCAUGUUUCAGUUCUGACUUGUCUGUCUCACUCAGCAUGUUUCAGUUCUGACUUGUCUGUCUCACUCAGCAUGUUUCAGUUCUGACUUGUCUGUCUCACUCAGCAUGUUUCAGUUCUGACUUGUCUGUCUCACUCAGCAUGUUUCAGUUCUGACUUGUCUGUCUCACUCAGCAUGUUUCAGUUCUGACUUGUCUGUCUCACUCAGCAUGUUUCAGUUCUGACUUGUCUGUCUCACUCAGCAUGUUUCAGUUCUGACUUGUCUGUCUCACUCAGCAUGUUUCAGUUCUGACUUGUCUGUCUCACUCAGCAUGUUUCAGUUCUGACUUGUCUGUCUCACUCAGCAUGUUUCAGUUCUGACUUGUCUGUCUCACUCAGCAUGUUCUAAAUCUCACUUCCUGUCUCACUCACCCAGCAUGCUCUAGCCGAGGCCCAAAGUCUCACGCCCACCAAUAUUGAUAUCGACAAGCUUCCGUCCAAAGGGAGGUACCUCAUUAUUUUGAACCAUUUCUUUCACGUGACCACCUCCCACAUCAGCUCUAUUGACGUCAUGUUCAGAUCCAUCAAAGACGCCAUCUCACGUCUGCUCAAACGAAAUCCUGACGUCACUGUGGUACUGCAGGUAUGAGCCAUUAGAUAAACAAAAGGAAGUUCAGAGAAUAUAUGUUAACAUAGGGACUACAGCAACUUUCGACUGAAGUAUGGGGCUUUGCCAGCUGACUGAUGGGGCUUUGCUAGCUAAAUGAUGGGGCAUUACGAGCUGAAUGAUGGGGCUUUGCCAGCUGAAUGAUGGGGCUUUGCCAGCUGAAUGAUGGGGCUUUGCCAGCUGAAUGAUGGGGCAUUACGAGCUGAAUGAUUGGGCUUUGCCAGCUGAAUGAUGGGGCUUUGCCAGCUGAAUGAUGGGGCUUUGCAAGCUGAAUGAUGGGGCAUAACGAGCUGAAUGAUGGAGCUGUACCGGCUGAAAUAUAGGGCCUUGGAGCUGAAUGAUGGUGCAUUACUAACUCAAUGAUGGGGCAAAGCUAACUGGAUGAUGGGGCAUUACCAACUGAAUGAUGGGGCAUUACUAACUGAAUGAUGGGUUACUAUUAACUUAAUGAUGGGGCAUUACUAACUGAAUGAUGGGGCAAUGCUAACUGAAUGAUGGGGCAUUACCAACUGAAUGAUGGGGCAUUACUAACUGAAUGAUGGGGUACUAUUAACUUAAUGAUGGGGCAUUUCUAACUGAAUGAUGGGGCAUUACUAACUGAAUGAUGGGGCAUUACUAACUGAAUGAUGGGGUAUUACUAACUGAAUGAUGGGGCAUUACUAACUGAAUGAUGGGGCAUAACUAACUGAAUGAUGGGGCAUUACUAACUGAAUGAUGGGGCAUUACGAUUGUUUUGAAUUUAAACGUAUCUCUUAUUUUACUCAGGGUCCUCACACUGCGAGGAUUGGAUGGCCCAACCAUUUCGAGGCGGGCGACAUGUUGGGCCCCAUCAUCAUGAAUCUACAGAAGGAAAUCUUCCACGACCUGCUGGAUAAAGUCCUGUUCAUGAACGCAUGGGAUAUGACCGUUGCUGUGGACAACUUGGACUUCCACCCGGACACAAACGACAGCAUAUUCCACACCAUGAUGGGGUUUGUGUGCGGCCGCUGAGGUCGGGUGUCAUGUAAGCAUCUGUCCGAGGCCUGACCGCUGAUGAAGGGUGUCAUGUAAGCAUCUGUCCGAGGCCUGACCGCUGAUGACGGGUGUCAUGUAAGCAUCUGUCCGAGGCCUGACCGCUGAUGACGGGUGUCAUGUAACCAUCUGUCCAGGGCUUGACCGCUGAUGACGGGUGUCAUGUAACCAUCUGUCCAGGGCCUGACCGCUGAUGACACAUGUCAUGUGACCAUCUGUCCAGGGCCUGACCUACGGUUUCUGGCACCCGAUCAAGUUUGAGUUUAAAAUA
Lymnaea stagnalis (great pond snail) is the source of this 26283-nucleotide messenger RNA. The record is from the annotation of a GenBank genome assembly. Lineage: Eukaryota; Metazoa; Mollusca; Gastropoda; Lymnaeidae.